Messenger RNA from Stylophora pistillata, 6635 nucleotides. RefSeq lists its product as uncharacterized. The record is from RefSeq and is a predicted model, not a curated record. Gene Ontology annotation, molecular function: ATP hydrolysis activity; protein binding. Lineage: Eukaryota; Metazoa; Cnidaria; Anthozoa; Scleractinia; Pocilloporidae.
GAGACUAGAAUCGUGACGGCAGCAAACAGAGAAACGGAACCGGAAAUGCAUCGCAUCAGAGGGAAUUGUUAGAUUCCCUGUCCUUUAACCCUUUAACCCCUAAGAGUGACCAGCAUCUAAUUUCUCCUUACAAUAUCACCCCUGAAUCACACAUUGAGGUCAGGAGAAUUAAGGAAAUGAUCACCGACUGAAGAACCUUUGAUUGUUAAAACGAAUUCUCCUUGUCAAUACCAAAGGAAAUGUAGAGAGAACGGUGUGGAGAAUAUGUAUGUUAAUGAUAGGGUGAAAAGCGUUCAGGUAGGAAAGGACAGAUAUGCUUUUUGGGUGGUGCUUCGAUCUAAGGUGGUGGUGUUUGUUUAGGCCGGUAUCUGGUGCGCGUUUACCUGAAGCUACUUCCUUAGGAUAGAAACGUUCAAUCGCUGCUCAAUGAAAAACAAGGAAAAGCCCGAAUUAGCUUUCGAAUUAAGUGGUUUGGCGUGUGAGCUACUACUGGGGACAUACGACACAUGUUCAGUCUGUAUAAACGCGGAAAAACAUGUUCAACGCGUAAAAACUCUUUUAAAAUUGCUUGAAGAGCACAUAGCAUAGGUCAUUCUACUUGUCUAUCAAUUUGGCCACAUUGGAUUUGAAAGUACUAUGGAACAUACGUCGGAUUUUCGUCCACUAACAAAACAUUUUGUGAGAAAUCCAACUCUAAUGAAUCUUUUUUUAUCUCCUUCCAAACCUCAUCGCGAUGACACAGAGACUGAAUCAUGGGAAUCAUUGUUUCGAGAAAGAAGAAAAGUGCUCCAGUAUUGACGCAGUCCUCAUCCAUCACCCAUUCGCCUCCACCGGACCAUUUUUCAGACAACGAAGAUCGCAGGCAGCAUCUGUGUGACGUCAUUGAGUUCGAUAGCGAUGAUGAAAACGAAUCGGAUUCCGAGAAAGAGUUGGAAACGAACGAGAGCCAAAAUGACUUGGACACCCAAAGAGAUGAUAAGAGCUCUGGUAAAAGUGAAGUCGGCGACCAUUCCUCCAGUCAUUCCUCGGGGUCAGCGGCUUCCGUAAGCUCCAAAGAGACUGACAAAGAUGAUCCAGGGGCAUGCGCAGUGGGAAAAAAUGACAAAGAUUCAUCGAUUAAAGCAUCGGAAGUUGAAGAGUUUACCAUUAUCUGGGAGAAAGCUCUUCUGGACGACUUAGUUAUUAAAAUAUCUGACGAUGUAAGGGUUGUCAGGAUAUUUACGAGUUCAACAUUCACAGAUACUUUUGUGGAGCGUAACGCAUUAAUGGAGCGAGUGUACCCGCGACUGAAGUCCUACUGUCAGGAGAGAGGAUAUGACUUUCAAGUGGUGGACAUGAGGUGGGGAGUCCGGGACGAGUCCACGGAUGAUCACAUGACCACUGAGCUAUGCAUGAGAGAGUUGCGCGCGUGUCAGAAGCUGUCGACGGGACCUAAUUUCAUAACUUUUUUGGGCCAAAAAUAUGGUUAUCGUCCUUUUCCAGUAAAUAUUUCUGCCCGUGAGUUUGAGCAGCUCCUAGACGCCGUUGAAAACCAAGACGAUGUUGCCCUACUGAAACACUGGUUUUGGCGAGACGACAACUCAGUUCCCGCCCAAUAUAUGCUACAGCCAAUCACGUCAUUGCUACCUCACUACAGGGACUACGCAAAUGAAGAUUUACGUAAGAAGGCGUCUGCCGAAUGGUGGACGGCAUUUGAGAGAAUGCAAGUUAUUUUGAGGGCAGCCGCUAACAUCUCUCUUGAGGAGGCUGAGCGGCACAAAUAUCAUAUGUCAGUGACUGAAGACGAGAUUCGCCGAGGGAUAUUAACAGCUACAGAACCAGAGAAACAUUGUUUCUGGUUCAAAAGAGUCAUCACCGAUCUGCUCCAGAAUGCACACGAUCCUCAUUCUGGCAAGUUUGUGGAUAAGCCUUACGGAGCCGACAACUCCACUAUUGACGAGUCUGCGCAAACGCUGUUAGAUAGUUUGAGAGAAAAAGAUCUUUCAGCAGACUUGCCAACAAGAAACAUAAUUCAGUACGAUGUCAAAUGGACCAGUGAAGGCAUCAGCCCAGACGCGUCUACAGACCAUGCGCAAUAUAUUGAAACGCUUUGCGCCGACGUUUACAAUGUUUUGACCGAAAUGAUUCAGGAAGGUAUCGAUGAGAAAGAAGGCGACGAAAGGGAAGACUCACUAAAUAAAGAGAUAUUACAGCAUGCGCUAUUCUGCCAAAAGAAAGGCCUCGCUUGCCAAGGACGAGACGAUUUUCUUCAGUCUGUGAAGUAUUCUCUACUCGAGCGCAACGAAAAACGUACAGUUAUUCUCCAUGGAGAGUCAGGUUGUGGUAAGACGUCAGUUAUGGCUAAAAUAGCUGUGGAGGUCAAAAACUGGCUGGAAGACGACUCUGCGAUCGUGGUGCUAAGAUUUAUUGGAACUUCUCCGGAAUCAUCCGACAUCAGACUGCUACUAAGCAGCGUCUGUCGACAGUUAUACAAGAUCACAGAUAAUGAUUCAACACAAAUACCCGAGGACCUUAUGGAAUUGCUGGAGUUCUUUCCAAUGUGUUUAGAAGAAGCUUGUGCAAUACGUCCUGUGGUGUUGAUUCUCGAUUCCCUGGACCAACUAUCCGCUGGGGAAGGAGGAAGACGUUUGGAUUGGUUACCCGGAAAAAUUCCCGAUGACUGUUACUUGAUAAUGUCCACCUUACCUGAUUCGGAAUACGAGUGUCUACCGCAUUUGAAGAACUUUUUUCCAGAACGAUGUUUUAAAGAGAUACCCAUCAUCCCCCUGAAUGAAGCAGAUGACAUUUUGGAGAGUUGGCUGAGGUCCAGUAAACGCACGUUGACACCUACGCAGAAGGAAGUGGUCUUAAACGCCUUCGAGUAAUGUCCAUUGCCCUUGUAUUUAAUGCUGUCUUUUGAUCAAGCUAUCCGCUGGAAAUCUUAUACACCGGAGGAUGAUGCAACAUUAGCCUCUGGCGUGAAAAACGUCAUUAACGACUUUUUAGAACAGGUUGAGCGUCGUCAUGGAAAAAUCCUCGUCAGCCACGCUUUAGCUUACAUCACUGCCUCGAAAAACGGCCUUACUGAGCCAGAGUUAGAAGAUAUUUUGUCACUGGAUGACGAAGUCCUCGAUGAUGUCUAUCAGUACUGGACGCCCCCAUUUCGCAGACUUCCUCCCCUAUUGUGGAGUCGUAUACGUUCCGACAUUGAAGACUACCUCAUAGAAAGAGGAGCAGAUGAUUCCCGAGUGAUGUACUGGUACCAUCGCCAGUUUACCGAACUGGCAACUGAUCGGUACUUGGGUUCACGGCCAGCAGAUAUUCAUUCAAAACUGGCAGACUACUUUCUAGGAAAGUGGUCAAACGGUGCUGAGAAACCUUACGUUGACAAAGAUGGAAACAAAGUACUCAAGGAUAGGUUGGUGGCCGGACAACCAUUGACGUUCAGCAACGAGAAAGAAAAGAGGGCAGUUUUUAACCUGCGAAAAUUGAAUGAAUUGCCAUAUCAUCUUUUACACGCAGGCAAUCUUGAGAAUCUUAAGAUAAACGCACUAUGCAAGUUCGAGUUCCUUUUAGCUAAGCUUCGCGCAACUUCUUUAGAAUCAAUUCUGGACGACUUUACUGCCUCGCUUUUUCUGUAUCCAGAUGAUGAAGACCUGGUCGUUUUGGAGAAAACCUUCCAGCUGUCAUCCGCGGCUCUCAAAGCCGAUGCUAAUCAGCUGGCGCCUCAACUUCUUGGAAGACUGAGUCCACAACAAAACCGUGACCAAGCCGAACUCACUGGUAUUCGCCUUCUCCUACAACAGGCGUAUUCCUCAUCUGUCCCUUGUCUGAUUCCAAGUGACAAAUGUUUGACAUCUCCAGGCGGACCACUCAUUUCUUCUAUGAAAAUACCUGGCGAAUCUGUCUUCAAAUGUUGUGGUUUUAGUUGUGAUGGGAAAACAGCUUACAUUACGUCUUCUAUUUCUCAACCACUUCAUAUCCAGAUAUUGAGCAUAAAUUUAUCAAAUGGGAAAACACUUAGGAGGGUGACUCUUCCAGGAUCGCUGGAAGUAGGAGUUGUGUGGUUAGUCCAGGGAAGCAGUCUCAAUGAAGAUCUCCUCCUGUUGGCAGGUUCCACCGAUAUUUUUCUCUUAAAGCCAUCAACGGGACAAGUGCUACAGAAACUCGCAGCUCUCGUCGAGGAAAGCAUGUACAAUCCAAUACCCCCUGUUUCGUUUGUGGAUAACGAAACUAGUGUCAUUGCCAUAACAGACAAAGACAUCAAGAUAUGGACAGCUGAAGAUGGCAAAGUAGCACAUAAGAUUGAUGUUGGCAAGAUUCCCACCGAUGAAGAGUACGGCACUAUUGAAGCAUCAGGCUGUCACGCGGUCUUCAGCCUCCACGGUUCUAAAAGUUUCACAGUGCUCAAUUGUAGAACAGGAGAGAUGGUUCGCGAAGUUGACGUCUUCAGCGAGGCAGAUGCAUGCUUUGUAGGGGAAAUCAAAGUCACCUGCAAAGAGCAAGUGGUCGUGACAUCCUCAAAGAAAAAUGGCCUUCGAUUGUAUAACCUCCACACCGGAGAUUUUAUCAAAGAAAUAUCUCAGUUUAGAAUCAACAAAGGACUGCUUCGAACCCAGAUAACAGCCGACGGAACAAAGGCUGUGAGUGUAGCUGACUACGAGAUUUUGGUGACAAAUCUAGAGGAUGGAACAGUUUGCAAAACUCUGAAGAGUAAAUCAUUCGGAACACUUAUUAUUCACGUUAAUUUUUUCACGAACGAUGGAAAAGUAGCUAUAUCCCUGGCCCAGGAUGACGUAAUCCGUAUUUACGACCUAGAGCAAGCGAUUACAGAGGGCACUGAAGACGUUUCCAGUCUGUCAUCAGACAAUAAGGCCGUAUCUUCAAUUGAUUCCAUCAACUAUCUAAACAGGGGAACAGAUGGAAGACAUGUCAUUGCGACAGCAACGGUUAACAACUCCAGCCAAAUUGCUAUUUGGGACGCAUUGACUGGAGUUAUGGUGCGAGCGUUGAAGAUUUUCCAAGAAUUGCCACCCACCUCGAUAAGAAUGUAUGAUACAAGUCGCGCAGUUGGCUACAUCCACGAUCAAGACUAUCUUCAUUUUAGAGUUUUUAAUUUGAAAGAGGGGAAGGUUGAAAGAUAUCUGCGGGGUAGAGCCUCCAAAAGAACGGAAGCGUUUGGGUUCAUUGAUGAGAACCACAUCAUUACUUUCUCGCAAGGAAGACGUAACCUCAAAGUUUGGGACAUCAACGAUGGACAGCUCGCAAAGCAAUUUAAGUUUGGACAAAAGCAUCGAUUCGAAGACAUGCUUAUCAGCAGAAACGGAAGGGCAGUCGUUUGCAGUCAAAUGAGCCAAAUUGUUAGCCACGAGGAGGAUACCUUGUCUCUCAUUGCUCUCAACACGCAGUCAGGGGAGCAUAAGGUCUUGGAAAUUGAGAACACUCAGCUGUUGCUUUGGAAUGGGUGCGUAGCAGACGACGGUAGCUGCCUGGUUUGUCUUUCCAAAGAGUUCAAGGCAUUGCUAUGGGAUUUGACGAAUGGCAGUGUAAAGAGUAAACUAGUUGCAGAUGAAGAAAAUCCAACCGUAAUCUGCACGGCCAUCUCAACAGCAAGCAAAGUGGUCCUAACCGGUCAAGGUGAUGGGGGGAUCGCAGUCUGGGACAUUGGAAGUGGGUGUGUCCGUUACACGAUGGAAUGUGGCACUGUCGAUUCUCUUUUUGUCACACAAGAUGGCAAAGUGGCAUUUUCGAACUAUCGGUACACAAACAACAACAUCGAUGCAUGGGACCUACAGACAGGCUCAAAGCUCGCCACUUUCACUUCUGAUUGGAAGCCGGAACGAAUGACAAUAUCUGGAAGCCGGCUUGUGGUGGCUAAGGCAGACAAACCGGAACUGUUGAUGUUGCGACCUCAUAUUCCUGGAAGUUCAGAAGAUAGCAAGCCUGUUGAUUCUCCGUUUGAGGACUGUCCGUUGGAAAGCGUCCUACAGGCUUGUCAAGGUUUGGUUCAUGCCAAAGAAGAAGAUGAAGAUGAAGAUGAAGAUGACGAUUCUGACAAGACUGAUUUUCAAAAAACUGAGUUCACAAGAAAAGCGGUCCUUGCAAAACCCAACGUAAUAAUCGGUGGCGGAAGUUCGGUUUUUGCAUCCAAAUCUGUUGUCAUUUCGGAACAAGUUUACCGAGACAACUUUAUGUGAAACAUCGCCGAAGUAGAAGUUAAGUUUGCUACAUAAUCGGUCAUGGCACAAAUUUUACGUACAAACCGGUGUUAGUUCUUGUUUUUAAAUCGAUAUGGUCUUGUAAAGAUUGCUCUGGUUGGAUCGUUUAAUAGUUAGGAAACUAAUCUACAUAUCGUGCAAUUUAACUGAAAGCCGUGAAAGGCCUGGGCACUAGAGCAUACGGAAACCUUCAGAUGGAAGCAUACGAGGCUUACAUUUUCCCAAUUUUAAAAGAAAUCAUGAGGAAAUAAAUUCCCACAAAUAUUCCUAAGGGGAUAAUUAUGAAUGAACUGUUCAAAGGCGCUCAAACGCAUCACUCAAAAACUAGGCCAUUUUCGAUAUAUUAAAAUUCUAACAUGGCGCCGAGGCUUGAGGGAAUAAAAUAAGUAUUGGUAGUCGCAUGGGGCCGAGUAAAAUUAAGGAUUAAUAUCACGCGUG